CCACCGCCGACGUUCGUUUCAGUCGUGCGGAGAGUACCGUGUACGUGAUACCGUGGUUGUGUGUGUACGCGAGCUCGGGCGUGUGUGUAUGUGUGUGUGUGUGUGCUUGUUCAAUGUGCUCAUUCUGAACCGCCUACACUAACCUAUGGUGUCAUGUACCUGUCAUAUUGAUUGGCUGAUUGCCCUGACAAUAUUCAUUGGAAUAAUAUCUAUCAGGUCACAUUAAAACAGGUCUGAAAAAAAAUUCAAACCUAAAAAUGGAAGACGUCGAGUUAAAAAAUGUGUGUUCAAUUGGAUCAAACGAUCAACUUCUCAAAGCCGUCCAAUCAAACGAUUUAGAUUUAUUCAAAAAACUCCUAGAAAUAGGGUUGGGAAAUUCAUCUGUAGACUUGGAUAAUAUAUUUGACGAACCUUAUCAUGGCACAAUAUUAGAUAUAUGUUGUAUAUCAACGGGUAGAUCAGAAUUCAUCAGAAUACUAUUAUCGGUAGGAGUAGACGUAAACGUUAUUAAUAAAAAUCGGAAAAAGGCUCCGAUACAUUUAGCGGCUGCGAAUGGAUGUAAAGACGCAUUAGAUGUAUUAUUGGAACAUCCUCCAACCAAUAUAAAUUUAUUAGAUAGUGAUGGGAAUUCGGCUUUACACCUUGCAGCAAAAUCUGGAAGUGUAGAAUGCACAGAAUUGCUAUUGAAUUCGAAUAAUAUAAAAGCAAAUCAAUUGAAUAGGAAAGGCUUUACUCCAGCAUACUUGGCCGCUACUUCGAAGAAAAAAAAUGAUCAACUAAUGAUAGCAUUUAUUAGAUGUCCAAAAGUUGACUUGGAUUUGUUCAUUUGGGAUAAAUCACUAAGAAGUGUGAUAUAUGAGAAAUAUCCACAUCUCACGGAAGAAAUGCCACCAGAAGGUACAAGAACUAUUACGGACCACUGCGAUAACCCGUUUGUAUACCUCUACUCAAAUGACAUAGAAGGAUUUAUUUCAUACAUAACUUCCACAAAACAACUUGACCUUAACAAUCAUGAUGGAAGGCACACUUAUCUUCAAUAUGCAUGUGAUUUCGGUUUACCAAAAGUUGUUGAAAUUUUACUCAAUCUUGAUGUAGAUCCAAAUGGUAUAUGUCCUUCUAAUACUAAAUAUGCAAUUUUUAUUGCAUCGUUUAGAGGUUUUGCAGAUAUUAUACAAUUGUUUUUGAAUAGUAAAAAAUGUAUAUGUUAUCAAACAAGUAACGGCACAGCACUUCUUGAAGUAAUUAAAGGUUCUGAUGAAAACCACAACUCAUUAGAUGUAAAUACUGAAUUAUGUGACCAUGAUAGGUCAUUUAAAAUGUUACUAAAAAAAAGUGUAACCAAUCCUUUUGAACUAGAUAUUAAUCAAUCAGAUGAUAAAGGUAAUACUUGUCUACAUUACGCAGCAAAAAUUGGUGAUCGAGAUUCCAUAUUGUUGUUGUUGGAGAAUGGUGCUUAUAUAGGGAAAAGAAACGUUCUUGGAGAUCCUCCACUUGCUGAUAUCAGUCCUAAUAUAUUAGAAUCUCAUUUGAAUAAAUGCAUCAAAUCAAACGGAAAAUCUCCAAAAGAUAUUAACUACGAAAUUAUAUGUUCAUACAACUUUUUAUGCCCCCCAAAGAUUUACAAGCAGAAAGAUAUUGAUAAUUAUCAAUCACAAUUAGAAGGUCUAGAGUACAUUCCCGAAAAUAUCCCAGAAACCGAUCCAUUGUUAUAUAUAAGUGAAGUUCCAGAACUCAGGCCUCUUCUAAAACAUCCUGUAUUAACUAGCUUCUUGCAUUUAAAAUGGUUUGCAAUAAAAAGAUAUUAUAAAGUGAAUUUAGCGUUUUAUAUAGGAUUCUGGGCACUUUUAACCAUUUACACGCUGUUAACUUUUAAAAUAGGUGUUCAAAAUAGUAAUUUAUCACUCACUCAAGAUAAUAUUACUGAAUUCUCCACGAACAGUGUGCCAUUUAGCAGUGAUACGGCUGUUUAUUUGUGGGUUAUGGUAUUUGGAUUCCUUAUUGCUUUAAUAUUUCGUGAAUUAUUCCAGUUGAUCUCAUCUCCGAUUACGUACAUAAUGAGCUUAGAAAACUGGUUGGAAAUAAGUCUCAUUGUUUUGACUUCAAUUUUAUUAUUGUGUGAAAUGUCUUGUAUAUCAAAUAGAAACCAAAUAUCUGCCAUUGUCAUUCUACUUUCUUGGGGUGAACUUAUCCUUCUCGUCGGUAGACAUCCAGCGCUUGCCACCCACCUAGAGAUGUUUAAGCGAGUUACUAAAAACUUUUUACAAUUUUUAGUAUGGUAUUCUAUAUUAAUAAUAGCAUUUGCCUUAAGUUUUUAUAUGUUAUUUAGAAAUGACGCAGACACCGAUAACAAAUUUAACGAUCCCAGCUCAGCGACAUUCAAAACUAUAGUCAUGUUGACUGGAGAAUUUGAUACAUUUGGUUCAUUGCCUUUUAGUUUGCAUCCAAUAGUUAGUCAUGCGUUAUUUCUUUUAUUUAUAUUCCUCAUCGCCAUUGUCUUAGUAAAUCUUUUAAAUGGUCUUGCUGUGAGUGACACCCAAGCAAUUAGAGCUGAUGCGGAAAUCGUUGCUCACGUAUCCCGGGUUAAACUUAUACAUUACUUUGAAAAAAUGGCACUAGGUGACCCGUUUUCGUGGAUUCAUAAAGCUCAAAACCACAUAAAUAAUUUUGGAUACAGUAUCCCUUCUUUAUGUACAAGACGAUUUUAUCUGAAAAUAAGGCUAUUUCCAGAUGCUCUACAAGAUUCGGAAAUAAAAAUAUUAACUAAUCAGAGAAAUUUUGUCGACUUUGGGUCAUCUACAAAAAAAAGUCAAAUAGGAUGUAUUGCGAAUUGUCAAGGUUAUUAUCUCGAGAAAGAAAUUGUCAAUGAGGCUAAGGCAAUAAUUAAUUUGAAUUUAGAGGGAGCAGACAAAAGUUGUAUGGAAAUUCUUGAUGUAUUUAUUAAGAAAUUUAAUACCGUAGAAAAAUCAGUAGAAGAAAUUAAAAAAAUGUUAAAUGCACUAAACACAAGAAGUGAAAUAGAUUCAAUAUCUUCGUCUAGUCAUACUCCUGUAUUAAAUGGAUCAUACAAAAGCUAAAAAAAAAUUAUUUCGAAUGUUAUAAUGGUUCACGUUUUAUUAUUUGCGGUCAAAAUAGUAAUACAUUUUAUUAUUAGUAGUAGUAGGUAAUACAUGUUCACGUAGUUCACGUUUUAAUGUAGGUAUGCGAUUUUCCUUAACACAUUAAAUAUAAAAUCAAAAUCAUGCAAACAUGUUAAACACUUUGAAAACCAUUCUAUUAAUACAAUAAAACAAUUCUAAUGGAAAAUGAUUGUAAAACAAUAUUUCAUUUUAAUAUUUAUAAUUUUGAUGACAAUAAGUUUUCAUUAUUUUCAUAUUUUAUAUUUUAUAAUAAUAAUAUUAAUCUUAACUAUCAUAAUGCCUUAAUCAUUUUGUUAAAUAUUUAACUUUAUAUAUACAAAAAUUACUUUUUUAUACAUUUUUAUAAGAGCAAAAACGUUGUAUUUAAAUAAUUUUAAGUAGUUUUCGUAAACUGUGAUUAAUGUUGUUAACUGAUUUAUAGUAUAUUUAUUAACUAUUUCAUAGUAUAUGCUUUUUUUAUAACCUAUUGUUAUUAGACUCUUUAAAUUAAAUAAAAUUAUAUUAUGUUAUUCUUUUAGCACUAAAUGCAAUUUAAAUGGUUGAACUUUGGUGUUAUCUUAUUAUUGUUUAUAUUCUUGUUGUUCAACAGUUAUACCACGUUACCUAUGUAGGUAUAACGUUUACUCAAUAAUAGUAAAAAUUAUAUUAUGAUGGUAAGAAUUCCGGUAAAUUAUAAAAUGUAAUUCCAAAUUUGAUUAAGCAAGACUUUAAGUUUAUUGUUAAUUUAAUAUUGGUUUAAAUUUUAUAUUUUGAUUUAAUUUGAAGAUGUUUAAUUUUUAAUUUAAAA
Messenger RNA from Myzus persicae (green peach aphid), 3924 nucleotides. It is a transcript of the gene pain, whose product is annotated as transient receptor potential cation channel protein painless. Lineage: Eukaryota; Metazoa; Arthropoda; Insecta; Hemiptera; Aphididae. Gene Ontology annotation, molecular function: protein binding; monoatomic ion channel activity. The transcript is spliced from 4 exons. Gene Ontology annotation, cellular component: membrane. The record is from RefSeq and is a predicted model, not a curated record. The coding region runs from base 258 to 3074 and encodes 938 amino acids. Gene Ontology annotation, biological process: monoatomic ion transport; transmembrane transport.